Messenger RNA from Staurois parvus, 324 nucleotides. Lineage: Eukaryota; Metazoa; Chordata; Amphibia; Anura; Ranidae. The record is from the annotation of a GenBank genome assembly.
AUGGGGCCCCCGGGCAAUAGGGGAUCAUGGGGCCCCUUUGUCCUUGCCCAAACUCAAAAAAGCCUAUGAAAAAGGUACCGGGGCAUCUCAUGGGGCCCCCAACUGACCCCGGGCGCUCGGGCAGUGCCCGAGUUUCCAAAUGGUCAGUCCGCCCCUGGCACUACCCAUACCAAUUUAUAUUUCAGAAAAUGAGAAGCAGAGUUUCAUCAGGUGUUCUAAUUUGUCUAAGAGUUUUAUAUUUGUCAGUUGUUUUAUGAUUUUCAUUUUGAAAAAAAAAAAUACAUUUUGAACAAGUUUUUUUUUUUUAUUCUGAUUAUUGAAGUU